GGGGUUGUGUAUGCCCCUCGGCUGCCGCGCGGGAAGCCGAAGUGCGAUUGGUGCCCCAGGGAGCCAGGUUGCUGGGGGAAGUUUGUGUGGCACCCAGCCGUUCCAUUUUGUCGACAGAAAGAAAGGGGGGAAACUGGCAGAAAGCAAAAGCUUUUGCUGCUGGGUCUCUGACUAUGGCUCCCCAGGGACUGCUGCCUUCUAGGAUGGCUCUUCGGGGCAUGCUACUCGGGUUGCUCAUGGUCUCCUGCUUUACCUUCUGCAGUAGCCAUCAAAACUCGAAGGAGUUUGCACUAACCAACCCAGAGAAGAGUACCACCAAAGAAACAGAGAGAAAAACCAAAGCAAAGGAGGAGCUGGAUACCAAGGUUCUGGAGGUGUUUCACCCAACCCAUGAGUGGCAGGCUCUUCAGCCAGGUCAGGCUGUCCCUGCAGGAUCUCACGUGCGACUGAAUCUCCAGACUGGGGCGAGAGAAGUGAAACUCCAAUAUGGGGACAAAAUCCAAAAUAAUUUGAAAGAGUCGAAAAAAGGCAAAAGGCUGGACAUCAAUACCAAUGCCUACACAUCUCAAGACCUCAAGAGUGCGCUGGCAAAACUAAAGAAGGGGGCAGAGAUGGAGAGUUCAGAGGAAGACAAGGCAAGGCAGGCUGAGGUAAAGCAGCUCUUCCGCCCCAUUGAGGAGCUGAAGAAGGACUUUGCUGAACUCAAUGUCGUCAUUGAGACUGACGUGCAGAUCAUGGUACGGCUGAUCAACAAAUUCAAUAGUUCCAGUUCCAGCUUGGAAGAGAAGAUUGCUGCGCUCUUUGAUCUUGAAUAUUACGUCCAUCAGAUGGAUAAUGCUCAAGACCUGCUUUCCUUUGGGGGCCUUCAAGUGGUGAUCAAUGCCCUGAACAGCACAGAGCCCCUGGUGAAGGAGUAUGCUGCAUUCGUGCUUGGGGCUGCCUUUUCCAGCAACCCAAAGGUCCAGGUGGAGGCCAUUGAGGGAGGAGCCCUGCAAAAGCUGCUGGUCAUCUUGGCCACCAAGCAGCCUCUUGCCACAAAGAAGAAGGUCCUGUUUGCUCUGUGCUCCUUGCUGCGGCACUUCCCCUACGCUCAGCAGCAGUUCCUAAAGCUGGGGGGGCUGCAGGUCCUGAGGAGCCUGGUGCAGGAGAAGGGCACGGAGGUGCUGGCCGUGCGCGUGGUCACUCUGCUCUAUGACCUGAUCACUGAGAAGAUGUUUGCCGAGGAGGAGGCUGAGCUGACCCGUGAGACCUCCCCAGAGAAGCUGCAGCAGUAUCGCCAGGUGCACCUCCUGCCAGGCCUGCGGGAACAGGGCUGGUGUGCGAUCACCGCCAGUCUCCUGGCACUGCCUGAGCACGAUGCCCGUGAAAAGGUGCUGCAGACUCUGGGCACCCUCCUGGCCACCUGCCAAGACCACUACCGUCAGGACGCCCAGCUUAGCAGGACGCUGGCCAGCUUGCAAGCGGAGUACCAGGCGCUGGCUGCUCUGGAGCUCCAGGAUGGCGAGGAGGAGGGCUACUUCCAGGAACUACUGGGCUCUAUCAACAGCUUGCUGCAAGGGCUGAGAUGAAGCUCCCGCUCACACCGGACUGGGCUGGGGUGCUGCUAGGGAGGCUGAUGGGCACCAGCUGGGUGGGACUCUGCGGGACACCAGGCAGGAGGGAAGACUUCCCUCUGGGGCAUGGGGAUCAUCUGGACAGUGCUAACUUGGCCAUUAAAUGGAGGCAUGAGGGCCAUUGUCUGUCUGCUUACUGUGUGUCUGUAUCUUAGCUAGUGCAGACCACUCCCCCAUCAGUGGUAGUUAGGGGAGCCAUUAGGUGACAUGCUGGAUGUUCAGCCCAGGGCAGCCCCAGUAACAGGCCCCAUGGGAGUGGUCUGGGCUCAGAAGUUGGAAACCCCUGGCUGGGACCCAGCUUUUCACACCCAGUAGCUCUGUGACCUUGGGAAGUCACUUCUCUGAGCCUGUUCCUCAUCUGUCAAGGGGAGUGCUAUUACAUGAGAGAAAGCUUGCAUAAACCAUGACACCAAAUGCCUCCACCCUGGCUACAAGGGAAGGUGGGGGCAUCUUCUCACUGCCUUCUCUGCCCUGUGACCAGGUAAAAGCAUCUAGGCCACUGGUGGUGGUGGAAGCUCGAGGACAUCCCACGUGCAAGGGAUGCUCAUCAGCUCGGGCAGCUGAUGGCCACAGGAGCCAUUGGGGAUGGGGCCUCAGUGAAGAAAGGACACUGAGGCAGAUCCCAGACCCUGGAGGCCCUUGGGUGUGGACCUUACAUUGGGAGAGGAGGGGUCUUGUUAAAGCUGGCAGUGGGGGCCUUGGCUAGCUCAAGUCUGCCCUUGCCCCUCACCUCUGUCUGUGCUGGACCUAGGCCAAGCCCGAGGAGGAAGCCUCGGAGGCGGGGGCAGCUGAGCCUGAAAGUCCUGGCCCCAACCCCAGAGAGAAUGAGCGCAGGCUG
This is a messenger RNA of Trichechus manatus latirostris (Florida manatee), 2451 nucleotides long. It is a transcript of the gene SIL1, whose product is annotated as SIL1 nucleotide exchange factor. The record is from RefSeq and is a predicted model, not a curated record. The coding region runs from base 174 to 1568 and encodes 464 amino acids. The transcript is spliced from 11 exons. Lineage: Eukaryota; Metazoa; Chordata; Mammalia; Sirenia; Trichechidae.